This is a messenger RNA of Corylus avellana, 665 nucleotides long. The record is from RefSeq and is a predicted model, not a curated record. NCBI's taxonomy places the organism in Eukaryota, Viridiplantae, Streptophyta, Magnoliopsida, Fagales, Betulaceae.
UUCACAUCCUUCAACAGCGCCACUAAAGUGGUACAGGAAAAGAUCAGUAAAUAUGGAAUUUGGGAAUGCAAAACACGAGGUUCUCUAGUUUACGUUGUAGUACGUUUACCAUCUCAGUACUUUUGCAUCUUGGCCAACCAUCGUUUCUCAAGUUCAGCUGCAUUGGCAGCUCUGGUAUGGAAUCUAACAGGGGGCAGAAUGGAAUUCAACUACUGCUGGGAGCUGAACAAGAGGCUCAGCACAUUGUCAAUGCUGCCAGAAAUGAUAAAUUGGCCAGAUUAAAACAGGCCAAAGAAGAAGCUGAGAAGGAGAUUGCUGAGUUUCGUGCUCAGAUAGAACUUGAGUUUCAGAGAAAGGUUUCGGAGAGCAGUGGGGAUGCAGGUGCUAAUGUGAAGCGACUUGAGCAAGAGACAGUGGCAAAGAUCCGUCACCUAAAGACACAGGCUGCAAGAAUAUCAUAUGAUGUCAUACAGAUGCUUCUAAAGCAUGUGACCACUGUGAAGAACUAAAUUCCUGAAAAAGCUUGGCAGUUGCUUGGAUAUUCUCUAUUUUGCUUCUACUUCACCGUAGAAGUUGGAAAUUCUUCUGGUGGCAGUGACAUUGUUUGUAUUUAUGGCUCCCAUAUUAGUUAAUUUUGUUCCUUUUAUAAAAUAAAUGAUUCACUU